This is a messenger RNA of Sander lucioperca (pikeperch), 1840 nucleotides long. RefSeq lists its product as uncharacterized. The record is from RefSeq and is a predicted model, not a curated record. The transcript has 9 exons. The coding region runs from base 236 to 1171 and encodes 311 amino acids. Lineage: Eukaryota; Metazoa; Chordata; Actinopteri; Perciformes; Percidae.
CAGCAGCAAGCGUGCUGAAGAACAAGUUUAUUUCCGGCUAAACAGAAUCAGCUGUUUUCUCCAGCAGGUUGAAACCAUAUCAACGGCUUUUGUAACUCAGCCAUUCAAAAAUGUUUAGUAACUUUUAGACUUUUUUGUGACCUGUAGUCUGGUUUUUCCUGGAGGUGGUUCAGAGACGUCUUGUAGGAAACGUAAAGCCACUUCCAGCAGCUUCUUCCCCGGCACUAACAUCAGCAUGUCCCCGGUGCCCAAAGUGAGACUGGCCGGUGGCCUGGAGAUCUGCCGGCUGCUGAACGGGAUGUGGCAGGUGUCCGGGUCGCACGGAGCGGUAGAUCAUGCCAAAGCAGUUGAGGCCAUGCAGGUCUAUGUAGACGCUGGUCUGACCACAUUUGACAUGGCAGACAUUUAUGGGCCUGCAGAGGAGAUAUUUGGACAGUUCAACAGCCAGAAGUGCAAAUCGUCUGGGAAAGACAUCCCAGCUCUGCAGAGUCUGACCAAAUACGUGCCAAGACCAGGACCAAUGGACCGCAAGGUAAUCCUUAGAAUAGUUUUAUCCACUAGAGAGCGCAGACUGCAGGGACUUAUACGAGAGCUCACCCUUACUAACUUUGACACACAGAGACUGGAGGAGAUCACCAACAGAGGCAUCCGCAUCUCAAGCAACCAGGUUCAGUACUCUUUGAUUGACCAGCGACCUGUAGCCAAGAUGGAGCAGUUCUGUCUGGCUAACAACAUUCAGCUCCUCACUUAUGGCACUCUGGCUGGCGGUCUACUCUCAGAGCGUUAUCUGGGGAAGGCAGAGCCUAAUUCCAGGGCGGAGCUCUACACCGCCUCCCUCUCGAAGUACAAGAACAUGAUCGACUCUUGGGGUGGCUGGAGCCUUUUCCAGGACCUUCUUGUCGCUUUGGAGACGGCUGCCAGGAGACACGACUGCUCAGUGGCCAGCGUGGCAACACGUUAUGUGCUGGAUCGCCCCGCGGUGGGUGGGGUCAUUGUGGGCUGUCGGCUAGGCGUCGCAGGGGCGGGGCAACACAUCAGUGACAGUCUGCGUAGCUGCAGUCCUGACCUGAAACUGACGGGGGAAGAUCUUGCCGCCAUCGAAGCAGUGACACAACGCUCCAGGGACCUCACGGCGCUCAUCGGGGACUGCGGCGAUGAGUACAGGAGCUAAAGGGGAAGGGUGAGGCUGACUGACUGGGUGUGACAGAUGGGGUGAGGAGGAGGAGGGGUAAAGUGAGAGAGAAGCAUCUCACACAGAACAGCCCCAUAGUGGAAAAGAAUAAAAUGCGACGAUGAAAAUGAAAAUCGGUUCAAUUCUCCAUUAAACAUUAUAAAGAGCUUUCAGUAACUAAGGGGAAUUGCAAGUUUCAACUUGCCUGUUCCUUUUACUUUAAUACAACCUCUGAAGAUGAUGUUCCUCAGACGAAGUGUAGUUAUUUUACCUACUGAAUAUUUGAUGCUGUUAAACAGGUUGAACACUUUUUCUUCCACAGCGUGUGUUUACACUGCUUAAGUGCUUUUUCAUGUGGGAGACAAGCUUCUCAUUCAGGCUUGAAUACACAUGCACAAACACACAGUAAUGUUUACGUUUUAAUUUAGAUGUCUAGUAAGUCUUUUAGUUACAGAAUUAAGAGAAAGUUCAGUGUCCAAACUAUAAAUUUGAGCUUUUACACUAUUUAACAAUGUUAAAUUCUAUAUUGUGUACAUAAUAAAAAAUGGUGAUUAAUUAAUGGAAUUCUGUGCUUUUUUUCUACUUGGAGUUUAUUUUAAAGUUCAAGUUGAAUCCAAAUUAACCUUAAAGGAGUGUGUUGUUAAGGCAAAUAAACAGUUUGUCACCACG